Molecule: messenger RNA, 1297 nt
Organism: Phacochoerus africanus (Common warthog)
Lineage: Eukaryota; Metazoa; Chordata; Mammalia; Artiodactyla; Suidae
Gene: WDR38
Product: WD repeat domain 38
Exons: 8
Coding region: 90-1118 (342 amino acids)
Molecular function (GO): protein binding
Source: RefSeq, a predicted model, not a curated record
CCCCCUUCCCCUUCCUCUGAGCCAGGGCCCGCGGGUCAGGCCAGCGCCCACCUAGGAGGGAGCCCCCGGGGGCGGGCGGCCGCGGGCCCAUGAACAGCGGGACCCCCGGGACGCUGGCGGUGGGGAGAGUGAAAUUCUACGGCCGGCACCGCGGGGAGGUCAACUCCUCCACCUUCUCUCCGGACGGCCAGAGGCUGCUCACCGCCUCUGAGGACGGCUGUGUGUAUGGCUGGGAGACUCAGAGCGGGCGGCUGCUGUGGAGACUGGGUGGCCACACAGGCCCCGUGAAGUUCUGCCGCUUCUCCCCUGAUGGCCGCCUGUUUGCCAGCACUUCCAGUGACUGCACCAUCCGCCUGUGGGAUGUCGCAAAAGUCGAGUGUCUGCAGGUCCUAAAGGGUCACCAGCGGAGUGUGGAGACAGUCAGCUUCAGCCCUGACUCAAAGCAGCUGGCAUCAGGUGGCUGGGACAAGAGGGUGAUGCUCUGGGAAGUGCAGUCAGGCCAGGUGCUGCGCCACUUAGUGGGACACCGAGACUCCAUCCAGAGCAGUGACUUUGCACCCAGCUCAGACUGCCUGGCCACCGGCUCUUGGGAUUCCACUAUCCGCAUGUGGGACCUGCGCGGAGGGACUGGAGCCAUCUUCCACCAGGAGCUGGAGGGCCACAGGGGCAACAUCAGCUGCCUGUGCUUCUCAGCAUUUGGCCUAUUGGCAUCUGGCUCCUGGGACAAGACUAUCCACAUCUGGAAACCCUCAACCAGAAGCCUGCUUGUCCAGCUCAAGGGCCACGUCACCUGGGUGAAGAGCAUAGCUUUCUCCCCGGAUGGGCUGCAGCUGGCCAGCGCCGGCUACUCCCAUACGGUCAAAGUCUGGGACUGCAACACAGGAAAGUGCACUGAUACCCUGAAGGUAAGGGCUGUGGCUGGAGCAAACAAGGGUGUAGUGAAGGCCUGCCAGGGUGGCCUGCACCCCCAGAGCCCAACACCAUGCUUUUGGCAGGGAGUCCUGGAUGUGGCCCACACCUGCGCCUUUACCCCAGACGGGAGGCUCUUAGUAUCUGGAACUGCUGAUCAGGCAAGAUGCCAAGUCCACUGCAAAUCACCCAGAGCUGCUCAAAGAUAACAUCACACGUAUGGCUCAGAUCCCUGUGGCCAGGACCGCCACAGCCCCACACCAGGGCAGCCGACAGCAGCUAGCCUGCUGGAAUCCAGCAAACACCAGGUAACCAUACACAGCAAAGGCUGCGCCAGCCCAUCUCUCCAGUAGUUAGUUCAAAUGCCUAUAAACACAAAGCAACAUCA